Messenger RNA from Phytophthora infestans T30-4, 321 nucleotides. RefSeq lists its product as uncharacterized. NCBI's taxonomy places the organism in Eukaryota, Oomycota, Peronosporomycetes, Peronosporales, Peronosporaceae. The coding region runs from base 1 to 321 and encodes 106 amino acids. The transcript has a single exon. The record is from RefSeq and is a predicted model, not a curated record.
AUGGGCGAAGCAUUUCAAAUCCUUGGCUUUCUUGGGUCACUGCUACUGGCGGCGUCGCUGGUGCCCCAGGCGAUGAAAUUGUACAAGACCAAGAGCGCGAAAGACAUCAGCUUGUCAUACCAAAUAUCGUACGUUCUGGGACUUGCAAUGAUUGUGGUGUACGGCUUCGGUCGCUGGCUCUGGCCCGUGUACAUCCCCGCUACGAUUGAGCUGUGCGCUGCAAUCAUAGUGUUCAGCAUGAAGCUCUACUACGACUGGCAGGAGCGAAAGCAGGACGGCGGCAAGGUCGCCGGCGCCAGGUCCGAGGUGGAGGUCCAAUGA